UAUGGUUUCCUCCCGAUACGUCACUCUGGGAUAGGCUGUGAGCUGCCGAGCAACACUGUCUGUCAACGAAGUUUCGGGCUGAUUACCUUGGCGUUUUUGGGACGGGACCCCCAAGUGAGAGAAAGUAGCCUUGCCCAUCGCGGCUUUAGGCUCUGGGAUUAAAGUGAUCGCCAGUCCCACAGCUUUCGUCGAAACUGCGAGUUGGGGAUUCAUGCUGUGUUGGUUAGCUAAAUGCGGUACGAAGCUAAAAUGAUGCCGAUGUUCCUGACAGUAUACCUCAGUAACAAUGACCAGCAUUUUACUGAGGUCCCCGUUACCCCGGAGACACUGUGCCGGGACGUGGUGGAGUUGUGCAAGGAGCCGGGGGAGGCCGACUGCCACCUCGCUGAGAUGUGGCGUGGAUCUGAGCGAGCUGUAGGUGACGGAGAGAGGAUGCUGGAUGUGCUCCAACGUUGGGGACAACACAGGGCAGAGGUGCGCUUCUUUCUGCGGCACAAUCGAGCCCCUAGCAGGGAAUCUGGCGGCUCAAGAGGCUCAGAGCAGAAGAGGAAUGGAGUGAAGGCUCCCCCAGACAGACGCAUGGAGAACGGGGUGGUGACACCGCGGAUGGACAUGACACUAUCGGAGCUACAAGAGAUGGCUUCCAGGCAGCAGCAACAAAUAGACUCUCAACAACAGCUCCUUGCUUCCAAGGAGCAGCGGCUGCGCUACUUAAAGCAGCAGGAGCAGCGUCAGCAGCAGCAGGCGUCUGAGCAGGAGAAGCUGCAGCGCCUCCGAGAGAACAUCGAGAACCAGGAGACUCGGCUCAAGAAGGUCCGUGCCCUCAAGGGCCAGGUGGAGCAGAAGCGCCUCAGCAAUGGAAAACUGGUGGAGGAGAUCGACCAGAUGAACAACCUGUUUCAGCAGAAGCAGAGAGAACUAGUGAUGGCUGCUACCAAGGUGGAGGAUCUCAGCCUACAGCUUGAGUUGCUUAAAAAUGGAAAAAUGGACAACUUCAAUGACAACCAGAGCUCUGUGGCUGAACUCGACCGUCUGUACAAGGAGCUACAGCUGAGGAACAAGCUGAACCAGGAUCAGAACUCUAAGUUGCAGCAGCAGCGAGACGGCCUGAACAAGCGCAACAUGGAGGUGGCUGCCAUGGACAAACGCAUCAUUGAGCUCCGAGAUCGGCUGUGGAAGAAGAAGGCAGCGCUGCAGCAGAAAGAGAACUUGCCUCCUCAGAUACCCUGGCAUUCAGAGCUCACCCAUUCCAACAAUGGCUAUCCUGGUAAAGAGAGGGCUUCAAAAGACACUCAUCUUCAGGUGCCCACAGAUGGCCCAGCCGGACAGCAGUCAGGUCCGUCUCGUGUGGCGGCGGUCGGCCCGUACAUCCAGUCGUCCACCAUGCCCCGGGGCCAAGUGAGGCACGAGCUGCUCGUAAAACCAGCCUACCCAGACGGCACGGCAACCCUCCCUGCCCACGACCCGCAGAGCAAAUCCGGCCCAGGCCUUCAGCCAUCCAAGCUGGCAGACUGGGGCUCUUCAGGUCCAGAAUCCAACACCAACGGUCAUGGUUCAUCUUCAACAUUGCCCCGAAUGACCUCCCACUCCAACACAGAACAAGAUGAGACUGAAACGAGGAGGGACAAGAAGGUGCGUCCACUCUCCAUGUUUGAGUCAACGGACGUUCCCGCCACCUCCCUCCGCAAAAACCAGAGCAGUGAUGACCUGGUCAGGGACGCAAAGUCGGCCCCCAAAGGUCCAGUCAAGGUGCCUCCUCCUGUUCCCACCAAACCAAAAGGCCCUGGUGUCGUUCCCUAUGGGAAACCAGGCCUCAACACAGGCACCUUCCCCAAAGCCAAGCCCCACAGCCAGCAGCCCCAGCCCCCCCAGGGCCGCAACCCUCUCCCAUCCUCACAGAGCCAGACACUCCCCCUCCCCUCCAAGCAGGACGCUCCACCUGCAGCCACCGUGCGGCCCUUCACCCCGGAGCUGCCCUCCUCCAAGCCUCAGACUUUAGCGGCCAGCUCCAUUUACUCCAUGUACACGCAGCAGGCCGGCUCAGCCAAGCCCUUCCACCCGCCUAGUGGAGUGCAGAACUCUCUCAACAGGAAUCAGAGCCGCUCCAAUGGAUUUGUCAGUGUGUACGGUAAACCAGUGAUCCCCAGUGGAGGCCUCCUAUAUCCAGAGAACCCUUACAUGGAACGCCGCUCCCCUGCCUUUGAAUCUGAGGUCGACCACAACGGAGCCUACAACGUGGGUCCCAGUCCAUCUGAGGUCCCCCAACCCGAAACGGAGCGCACCCCCCGGCCCCUCAGCCCCACCAAGCUGCUUCCCUUCAUUUCGAACCCCUACAGGAACCAGAACGAUGGCGACCUGGAAGCCCUGAGGAAGAAGCUCUACAACGCCCCCAGGCCGCUGAAGAAACGCAGCUCCAUCACUGAACCCGAGGGUCCUGCGGGGCCCAACAUUCAGAAACUCCUCUACCAGAAGACCACCCUGAAAGCUAUGGAGACUAUUACCACACCGACCACUCCCACCUACGCUGGUGAAGCAGAGAAGGCGGCGGAGGGAUCUGCGGGGCCGCAUGUUUCUCUGGGUGGAGCGGACCACCAAUCGACAGAGACUCUGGAGGGGGGACAGCUCCCGUCUCACAUCACUACAGCUAAUGUCCCCGUGCCAGGACCCCCUGAACACACCAAAGCACCGUCAGCCUUUGGACCAGAGGACAUUAUCCCCCCUCCUCCCCCAUCCCACCCAGCGCCCAGGCCAGAUGACGGUCACUUCCCACCACCUCCAGGCUCUGGCUCCGAGGACGCAAUUUCCAACCUCCCCCCUCCACCUCCAGAAGGCUUCCUGGAAGAGUUCCCCCCCUACCCCCCACCCCCAUACCCCAGUGGAGCGGAGCAGGACAGCUUGGGAGAGGACACCUUCAACAUGAAGGCCCCCGAGGUCACCGGCCAGGUCAUUCUGCCACCGGGAAAGAGGACCAACUUGCGCAAGCUUUGCUCUGAACGCAUCGAUCACAGCAUGAGAGUGAAGUUCAACCCUCUGGCUCUGCUGCUGGACUCUUCUCUGGAGGGAGAGUUCGACCUGGUCCAGAGGAUCAUCUAUGAAGUGGAGGAUCCCAGUCUGCCUAACGAUGAAGGCAUCACUGCUCUACACAAUGCUGUCUGUGCUGGACAUACAGAGAUUGUCAAGUUUCUGGUUCAGUUUGGUGUCAAUGUCAAUGCUGCUGACAGUGACGGCUGGACCCCUCUUCACUGUGCUGCAUCCUGCAACAAUGUGCAAGUGUGCAAGUUCCUGGUGGAGUCCGGUGCAGCCGUGUUCGCUAUGACUUACAGCGACAUGCAAACAGCAGCUGAUAAAUGUGAAGAGAUGGAGGAGGGCUACACCCAGUGCUCUCAGUUCCUCUAUGGUGUGCAAGAGAAGAUGGGCAUCAUGAACAGGGGAGUGAUCUACGGUCUGUGGGAAUACAAUGGUGAAAACCCUGAUGAACUGGUGUUCCGCGAGGGAGACUGCAUGACCAUCGUCCGCAGAGAAGACGACGAUGAGAUCGAAUGGUGGUGGGCCCGCAUGGGAGACACCGAGGGUUACAUUCCCCGCAACCUCCUCGGGCUCUACCCCAGAAUUAAGCCAAGACAAAGAACGCUGGCUUAAAACAUAAAAAACCCUGCACAUUGCAGUCUGCCAGAGCUGUACACACACACACACACACACACUCAAAUACACACACACACACACACACACACACACACACACACACACACACACGCUUUAACAGACUGGGACAGAGAAGGACACUGCUGAAAUGAAGAGACAAGGACAGACCAAACAAUAUGAAGGAUUAUCUAUGAACUCUUUCUGGCACUUUUUUUCUGUAUCUACAACAGAGGAAUUCUCCCUCUCGUACUUUUCCAGGCCACACUGUGUACCGUGUACUUAAGACACUUUUGGCAUUGCUUUCCUUUAAUCCACUUUUUUGUAAUAAGUGUCUGAAACUAUUUCCUACUUGACAGAAACUCAAAUGUUGGGAUGUAAAUGGAUCAAGCAGUAUUUGUUAUUGCGCAACAGUAAUUUGUACACUUUUCGAUAGUCUUUUAAAACUUGUUUUUCUGGGCUACUGGUUAUUUUCUAACACUUGAGGCUCUACGUUGCAUGAGGUGAAUGAGUGGAAUAUGAUGAUGCUCUGUUACCAUGACAAUCUCUGUGGGGCUUGUUUCUCGUCAUCUGUGUUGAGUGCCUGUGCCUCUGCUACCUGCACUACUGGGGUAAAAUCAAUCGUGACCACCACUGUUCUUGAUUUAAAAAAAUAAAUAAUUAUAUGAUUGGUGGGAAAAACUUUUGAUUGAUCUAUUAAUGUUCAUUCUGUGGUCUAUGAUACCCACAAAGCCAGUCUGCUCUCCUGCAAUGGCACAUGGUUGAGAUGCCAUAGAUACUGUGUAUACAUGUAUUUCUGUCAUAAACACUAGUGAGAAGUUACUUUAGGAAUUAUAUUCUUAUCUAAGUUUCCAACUCUUAAGAUGCCCUUUGAUCUGGAAGGAGAUUUCCAUCCAUAUGAAUUUUAUAUUUUAUUACAGCCAUUUCAUGACAAUAUUGUAAAAAAAAAGCAAGCGUAAAACCAGACACCAUGAAUUUUUGUUAUAAUCAGUUGUACGAUUUGUUGUAAUGAUGAUUUAUUCAGCUGAAUCAAAAAUAAAGAUGCAACUUUUACAAUAUCGGAUGAGUUCCUGAAACUUACCACAUAUCUCUGUCAAUGCAGAUUGUAUUUAUUUUUGUUACUUUUUCUUUUAGCCCUUUUGUCAGAAUUAUAACCACAAAUGUACU
Messenger RNA from Trematomus bernacchii (emerald rockcod), 4806 nucleotides. It is a transcript of the gene tp53bp2a, whose product is annotated as tumor protein p53 binding protein, 2a. NCBI's taxonomy places the organism in Eukaryota, Metazoa, Chordata, Actinopteri, Perciformes, Nototheniidae. Gene Ontology annotation, cellular component: nucleus. The transcript has 21 exons. Gene Ontology annotation, molecular function: p53 binding. The record is from RefSeq and is a predicted model, not a curated record. Bases 232 to 3639 code for a protein of 1135 amino acids. Gene Ontology annotation, biological process: regulation of apoptotic process; signal transduction.